Messenger RNA from Scophthalmus maximus (turbot), 1099 nucleotides. It is a transcript of the gene rnf113a, whose product is annotated as ring finger protein 113A. Gene Ontology annotation, molecular function: metal ion binding. Gene Ontology annotation, cellular component: U2-type spliceosomal complex. Lineage: Eukaryota; Metazoa; Chordata; Actinopteri; Pleuronectiformes; Scophthalmidae. Bases 56 to 1024 code for a protein of 322 amino acids. Gene Ontology annotation, biological process: snoRNA splicing. The transcript has 10 exons. The record is from RefSeq and is a predicted model, not a curated record.
GUCGCUAGAGGGCGCUGUGGGCGACGGCGGUUAUUGACAUACUGCUGGUGGCAAGAUGGCGGAACCCGAGGAGCCCCGAGCGGGUUCUUGUGCUUUUCUGUUCAAAAAAUCCACAAAGAAAUUCUGCGGGAGAAAGAGGAAAGCGAGCGACAGCGACAAGGAUGGCGACAGUGAUGAGGACCAGAGCUCUGUGGUCCGAAGAGAAAGGAAAGAUAAGAAAGUCAACCCCAUGGUUCAAAAGUCAAAGAAGGUCGAGAAGGACGCCGUGUCGUCCAGUGACAGCGAAGAGGAAAAAGAAGAUAAGAAGAUCACCGUUGCCUACAAGUCCACGCGAUCGGCCAAACCCCAGGGACCCGAGGACAUGGGCGCAACUGCAACGUAUCAGCUGGACACGGAGAAGGACAACGAUGCUCAGGCCAUUUUUGAGAGGAGUCAGAAAAUCCAAGAGGAGCUGACUGGUAAAGAGGAUGAUAAAAUCUACCGCGGCAUCAACAAUUAUCAAAAAUUCAUAAAGCCCAAGGACACCACCAUGGGCAACGCCUCCUCCGGCAUGGUCAGAAAAGGACCAAUCCGAGCCCCCGACCACCUGAGAGCCACGGUCAGGUGGGACUACCAGCCGGACAUCUGCAAGGACUAUAAGGAGACUGGUUUCUGCGGUUUUGGAGACAGCUGUAAGUUCCUCCACGACAGAUCGGACUACAAACAUGGCUGGCAGAUCGAGAGGGAGCUGGAGGAGGGCAGAUAUGGAGCCAACGACGAGGAGAACUAUGAGGUGAGCAGCGACGAGGAGGAUAUGCCCUUCAAGUGCUUCAUCUGCAGAGAAUCCUUUAAGAAUCCCAUCAUCACAAAGUGCAGGCACUACUUUUGUGAGACCUGCGCUCUUCAGCAUUACCGCAAGUCAAAGCGCUGCUACGUGUGCAACACUCAAACCAACGGUGUCUUCAACCCCGCUAAAGAGUUAAUGGCCAAGAUGGAGAAACAAAACGCGGCGACAGACCAACCACCUUCAGAUGAAGAAGAUUAGCAACAUCUCGAUCUUUUUAACCAUCCCCCUUUGUGUUUGUCCCUGUCAGUUUUGAAUAAAAUCACAUUUUUUUAA